AUGAGCUCUGCUCUGCGCACCACUGCGCAAUUGACCACCCGUACGACGCCCCGUCGUAGUCUCUCGAUAGCAGCGGCGCAAACGCCCCUCAGACGCCCGCUCGCCCUAACACCGCAACAUCGACAGCGCUUCGGCAUCCGCUGGUCGUCUGAGUCGGCAAUGGGGACCAAGAUCUGGACGUUCGAGGAGAUCGAGGCCCUCUCCUCUUCCAAAAAACGCAAUGCCACGAUAAUCGACACGCGCGAGCCCGGCGAGCUUCAGCAAUCCGGCCGGAUCCCCGGCUCGGUCAACAUCCCCAUCACGACGUCGCCGGACAGCUUCCACAUCUCGAAGGACGAGUUUGAGGACCGGUUUGGGUUCGAGCGCCCUGCACAGGAGGAUGAGGUAGUGUUUUACUGCAAGGCGGGGGUGAGGGCCCGGGCGGCGGCGGGAAUUGCAAGGGAGGCUGGGUGGAAGAAGGUGGGCGAAUACCCUGGGAGCUGGUUGGAUUGGGCGGCGAAAGGGGGCAAGGUUGAGCGGUGA
Messenger RNA from Pseudomassariella vexata, 522 nucleotides. RefSeq names its product rhodanese domain-containing protein. Gene Ontology annotation, cellular component: mitochondrion. Bases 1 to 522 code for a protein of 173 amino acids. Lineage: Eukaryota; Fungi; Ascomycota; Sordariomycetes; Amphisphaeriales; Pseudomassariaceae. Gene Ontology annotation, molecular function: thiosulfate-cyanide sulfurtransferase activity. The transcript is spliced from 2 exons. The record is from RefSeq and is a predicted model, not a curated record.